UUUUUAUUGAUAAAUUGCGCACGGACUAGUGUCAGCAGUCGGCUGUGACGUAUAUUUUAAGAGACAAAAAAAAAACAAAAAUUAAAUAAGCUGUUAUUUUAGUUUUACAACAGAACCACAAACUUCAAAUUUAGAAAAAUUACACUAACAAACCAUACUAAAAUAAAUGUUAAUAAGAUAAUUAUCGUUGGCUAGUUAUCGUCCCUUGUGAGUAAAUGGUUGCGCCAUUUGCGAGCUCUUCUAACACGCUUCACCAUUUUGGGGAUACUCUCAUAUCAACCCAUACGCUGUAGUUGAAGGGCGGGAAUUUGUGACGUUACAGGGAGGACCUGCGUCCGGGCGAGUUUUAUUUUCUUCUCAAUAACAACAUAGUAACCAAAGUAGUGAUGGAAUAAAUAAUUUUUUUUUAAAUUAUUAACCUGCUUGUAUUGUAACAGAACACAUAUUACUGUACAUACCAUAACUUGCUCCACUCUCACCGACUUAAAAUACCUCGAAACUGCUGACACUGUUGACCUACUUAGAUAAAAUACCCAUAAGAGUUAAGCCGACAAAAGUAUAAGUACGAGUAUGAGCGCGUGUAUUCGAAUGAAGUAUUAUUGUUUUCUUAUUCUGAAUUAUUUUUUUCCAGGUGCUUUUGGCUUUCUCCUCAAGUCCAAAAACAGUUAAACUGAACGCAUUAAAUUAUGGAUAUAUCCGUGCUUCUCACAGCAUGAGCCAUUGCUACCCUCUGCUGGACACUUCUUGUAUAACUGUUUCCUGACUAUACAGAGACUCGAGGCCCAUUUUAAUUUUUUACUGUUUUGCUAACUGUAGGCUACUUUAUUAUUUGUUUUUUGGCUCAGUGAUCUCUGGGAUUAAAAGUCAAUAACACUUGGUUGAUUUACAGCUUCUUACUGCUUUUGGCAAACCUACCAGAACAACAUACGCCACCAUGUGGUGUGUUGUUUUGGGACCAUUCAUCUGAAUAAGGGAGGAUGGGUUUUCGUUGUUUUGUUUUUUGUUUUUCCAUUUCAAAUAAAAAUUAAACUACCCCACUUAACACAAGUUUUAGUAUGCUUUAUACUUAAUGAAAUAACAUAUAGGCGUCCUUUUUUUAGUAUUCACAUUAUUCGGUUUCGUUUAUCCCGAAUUGAUUACGUAUUGUAAAUUUCCAGCGGUACCUGAACGUAACCCCGUUGCCAUCAAUCAGAGCAAGUGAACGCAGCUGCCGAUUCCUCUUCUAUGCGAAAACUGGGUAUUAACACCAUUAACAAGCAUUUAUUAGGGACUGCCAUAUGGAUCCCCUGCAACAUUCUAAGAAGCCUAACCCGAUUCAAGAGUCGAAACGUAGCCAGAAGAAGUCUACCGCGCCUAAGAAAGAUGCCUAUGCCAGACUUUUGCGGGAGCAUCGAAGCAGCAAGUUUAGCUCGUAUUUAGAGCAGUACGCGAAAGACCUGUCAAAUCGCAGUGAUGAAAGUUCGCCAAACGUUUGUCUACCGGCCCCGAGCCCCGCGCGCAACAUUCCGCAGAGCAGAGAGGAAGUUGCCCACGAUUUCUCUGAUUCAAGCGAUUUCUCUCCCUGUUCUCUAAAGAAUAAGGUCGAGGAAAGUUACUUGUCCCCACGCAUGGCGAAGCUCAACAGUCGCUUUGCUUCGCAAGACUCGGAAGGGCGGCGCGGGGUACCAGCAGGGGACGCCACCACCAGCAUGACGCGUGAAGGAGAUGUCGUCGUGUCUUGUGAGUUGACCUCCCCGACACCGGGCGACUCGCACAAACGCGAUGGGCAGCAGAGGAAGAAAAAGGACUCGAGCAAAGGCUUUGCUCCAUCCGAAGGUCAUGCCAAGUCUCCAAACAAAGCGUGCAAAAGUGAACAAGAGAAAGAGAAGCCAAAGAAGCCAAAGAAAAAGAAUCCCGCCCAGCACGACGAAGACACAAGGUCCAAGCUCAAAGCGCCUCAAUGGAAAGACAAGAUGCAGCAGAAGAAGAACAUCUCCGAAACUACGAGUUCGUUUGCAGACAAAGGUAAGAACAGAGGAGGCAGAGGCUCCAAGAAACAAGUGUUUGAACUGUACAUGACAUCAGAGGAGGUUUCCCAUGGCCUGAAAAGAGGAGAACUCCUCCAGGGACAGUUACGAAUCAACCCUAAAAAAUACCAGGAAGCCUUCAUCCCGUCUCCCGAUGACUCAUGGGAUAUAUUUCUGGACGGAAUUGUAGCUCGGAACAGAGCGCUGAAUGGAGACAUCGUGGUCGUGCAAGUCCUACCUCGAGACCAGUGGAAGGUGGUGAGGUCUGAUAGUGACUGUGAAGGCCCAGGUGAGAUAGAGAGCCGGAGAGAAGACGCAGCCCAAACUAAAGUCAAUAAGACCCAGCAAAGUGUUCUGGAGGACCAGUGUGGCAGCCACAACGACCUGCUGAGAAAAAUUCAAAAUGUAUCCUUGAACGCCACAGAAACCGAGAAAUUGCUCGAAGACCCUUCGCCCACACAAUCCAACGGGGAGAAACUGCAAAAAACUGCAAAAGUGGUGUACAUAGUCGAGAGGAAACACUCGAGAGCCGCGACGGGCUUCUUAAAGGUCCUUCCCGACAAGCCCUUUGCGAUGUUCUCCCCGGUGGACCAUCGGAUUCCACGGAUUAAUGUCCCUCUCUCGGACUGUCCUCACGACUUCAGCUUCCGUCCAGGGGACUACGUCAACACUUUGUUCAUCUGUUAUAUCACCAACUGGUCGGACGACAGCACUUUUGCGGAAGGUCGACUCGCCAAGACUCUCGGUCAAGCGGGAGAAAUCGAGCCAGAGACGGAGGGCAUCCUGAUGGAGUACGAUGUUGACUUUUCCGAGUUCUCUCAGGAGGUUUUGGACUGUCUCCCCAAGAACCUGCCUUGGAAGAUUCCGCCCGAAGAGAUACGAAAGAGAAGAGAUCUGAGGAAAGAAUGCAUCUUCACAAUUGACCCUGCCACUGCCAGAGACCUGGACGAUGCUCUGUCCUGUAAACGACUCCCGGAUGGGAACUUUGAGGUCGGAGUCCACAUUGCUGACGUUAGUUAUUUUGUGGAGGAAGGAAAUGCGUUGGAUGACAUCGCCAGUCAAAGAGCAACCAGCGUGUAUCUGGUUCAAAAGGUGAUUCCCAUGUUACCCGGCCUGCUCUGUGAGGAGCUGUGCAGUCUCAACCCUCUCACCGACCGACUCACCUUCUCUGUCAUUUGGAAAAUCACACCCGAGGGAAAGAUCCUAAGCGAGUGGUUCGGUCGCUCGGUGAUUUCCUCCUGCGUGAAGCUAAGUUACGACCACGCUCAGUGCAUGAUCGAGGCGCCGGACAAAAUGUUCUCAGCCGCGGAGCUUCCACCCGUCGAUCCUCUCCACCCCAUCGACGAGAUCCAUCGGGCUGUGCUCGACCUGCACUCUAUCGCCAAGAACCUCAGAGCUCAACGCUUUACAGACGGAGCCCUGAGACUCGACCAGAUGAAACUGGCUUUUACCCUGGACAGGGAGACCAUGAUGCCUCAGGGCUGCUAUGUUUACCAGUACAGAGACAGUAACAAGUUGGUAGAGGAGUUCAUGCUACUGGCCAACAUGGCCACUGCUCAUCACAUCUACGGAAAAUUUCCAGAGCUGGCUCUGCUCCGACGCCACCCCUCUCCCAAAGCCAAAAUGGUGGACGAGCUACAGGAACUGUGCGAUCAGCUGGGCAUCAACAUUGAUCUUUCCUCUGCAGGAGCACUGAAUAAGAGUCUCAACACCACGUUUGGUGAUGACGAAUACUCUAGCGCCAGAAAAGAAGUUCUAACCCACUUGUGCUCCAGGCCCAUGCAGAUGGCAAUGUACUUCUGCGCCGGUGUAUUAAAGAACAAGCAGUUUUUUACGCACUACGCCCUCAACGUUCCUCUCUACACGCACUUCACGUCGCCAAUCAGACGCUACGCUGACAUCAUCGUGCACCGUCUGCUGGCGUCCUCGCUGAAGUGUGGGCCUCACAUAAGCCUCUCGAUGGCAGAAGUGGAAAUGCAAGCGUCGCGCUGUAACGACAAGAAGACGGCGUCAAAGCGAGUCCAGGAGCUCAGCUCGGAGCUCUUCUUCGGAGUCUUUGUUAAGGAGUGUGGGCCCCUGGACUCUGAGGCAAUAGUGAUGGGAGUAUUGGAUCAGUCUUUUGACGUUCUUGUCCUUCGCUACGGUGUGCAGAAACGCAUCUACUGCAAGUCUAUUGAAGGCCUGAGGACGUUUUCCCACCGUAAAGUGGGAAAGAAGUCCGAGCUGACUCUCGUCUGGAAGUCGGAGGAUUCCGGAGACGUUGAGCAGAUUAUUUCACUCUUUACGUUGGUGCAGGUGCAGCUUAAAGCCGACGGCGCUCCACUGAAGUACAGCACUGUCCUCAAGAGGUCAGAUGUCGAUGACAUGGAAUUUUAAUCUCCGAGGGACGGUGGAAUUGCGGAAGCAUAAGAUUGCACAUUUUCUGUUUGUUAAUUAAGCGAAUUUGACGUUUGAUGAUGAUCAAUAUCACUAAGGAAGUAAUGAUGAAAUCAGGGAUUAGAUCAGAGCAAGGUCAGUUAUCUUCAGCGUUCGAGUUCAACUUGUGUAAGUGUAACUCCCGUGGUUGUUUUACGUCUCACCCACAGGUAAAGGGGUGGGUUUCCUAAUGUAGCAUUUGCAACAACGGAGAUGAGAUUUGUAACGGCGUUGUGUGAAUAUAUAAUUUGAUAAAAAACUAAUGCCCCCAGUUUCAUUUAGAAAUGGGUGAUUUCUGAUUGUUGUUUGUUUUUUUUUUUUAAAUAUUUUAACGUGGUUAAAAAUACAUUUUAAAUAGAAUUUAGCUUUGACGUUUUACUCAGGCACCAGCCGAGAAGGUCUGUUCUGCUGUUAAUUGAAUGGCCUAUUACAGACAUGUGCUGUGAUUUUUUUUUUUUUUUGUCUGUAAAACAUUUUGUAUGUAAUUUAAGUUUAUAAUCAAUUGACAUGUAGCGUAAAAAUAUUCGGUGGUUUUAAUAUGCCUAGCAAACCAGACUAGCUGCGUGCGUGUCAUCAUGUGACUUUUUUAUAGAGGCAAAUUGUCUAUUUAUAAGGUUUUAAUCACAAAAGAGUUUUGGUUUUUUUUUUUUUUUUUUCCUGUUGUAUUGAUCAAGCAAUUUCUUAUUUUCUUCAAUUAUCUUUUCUUGUAAUUAAGCUUAACUGUGUGCCAACGUUUUUUUAACUUAUGGGAAAGACUUGAAUGUAAAAUUUCUUUUUAGAUGGUGGCCUUUAACUGCUUAUUUGUUGUUUGAAUGUUUGUACAGUCAACAAAGAGUACGUUUAAUAAUUCAUUUUGUAAUGACUCACUUCAAGUUCAUGGACAAGAGUUACCUGUGAAUCUCUGUCUGUCAUCAAUGAGGUUAAAACAUGUGUAUUCCACGUAACAGUCAGUACUAACAAUCAUAUUUGUCCUAAGUGAAAUAAAUACAUGUGAGAGAAAAAAAAGAGUUUUCUUCAU
Molecule: messenger RNA, 5439 nt
Organism: Cynoglossus semilaevis (tongue sole)
Lineage: Eukaryota; Metazoa; Chordata; Actinopteri; Pleuronectiformes; Cynoglossidae
Gene: dis3l2
Product: DIS3 like 3'-5' exoribonuclease 2
Exons: 21
Coding region: 1278-4382 (1034 amino acids)
Biological process (GO): miRNA catabolic process; mRNA catabolic process
Cellular component (GO): P-body
Molecular function (GO): 3'-5'-RNA exonuclease activity; RNA binding
Source: RefSeq, a predicted model, not a curated record